Messenger RNA from Odobenus rosmarus divergens (Pacific walrus), 2889 nucleotides. RefSeq names its product protocadherin beta-14-like. The record is from RefSeq and is a predicted model, not a curated record. Bases 1 to 2889 code for a protein of 962 amino acids. The transcript has 4 exons. NCBI's taxonomy places the organism in Eukaryota, Metazoa, Chordata, Mammalia, Carnivora, Odobenidae. Gene Ontology annotation, cellular component: plasma membrane. Gene Ontology annotation, molecular function: calcium ion binding. Gene Ontology annotation, biological process: homophilic cell-cell adhesion.
AUGGAGAUGGCGAGAACAAAAGUACAUCGCAAGAAAAGGCAAGUGGCAAUUCUCAUUAUAUGGGUGCUUUUGUGGGAAGCCGGUUCAGAAUCGAUUCAAUAUUCUGUACUGGAGGAGUCAGAAACUGGCACGUUUGUGGCCAAUUUGACAAAGGACCUGGGACUCAGGAGAGGAGAACUGGCUGCGCGGGGUGCCCAGGUUGUUUUCAAGGGGAACAGACAGCAUUUGCAGCUUGACCCAAAGACCUAUGAUUUACUGCUAAAUGAGAAACUGGACCGGGAAGAGCUGUGCGGCUCCACUGAGCCAUGCGUGCUACCUUUUCAAGUGUUACUGGAAAAUCCCUUGCAGUUUUUUCAGGCUGCUUUACGAGUCAGAGAUAUAAAUGACCACGCCCCAGAGUUCCCAGCCAGAGAAAUGCUACUAAAAAUAUCAGAAAUUACUACACCAGGAAAGCUAUUUCCUUUGAAAAUGGCACAGGAUUUAGAUGCUGGUAACAACAGUCUUCAGAGCUACAUAAUCAGCUCCAAUCCUCAUUUUCACGUUCUCACUCGCAAUCGCAGCGAUGGCAGGAAGUUCCCGGAGCUGGUGCUGGACAAAGCCUUGGACCGCGAGGAGCAGAGCGAGCUAAAGCUUACCCUCACAGCGGUGGAUGGUGGGUCUCCGCCCAGGUCUGGGACCACGGAGAUUCAGAUCCUGGUCUUGGACAUCAAUGACAAUGCUCCCGAAUUUGCUCAGGAACUCUAUGAGGCACAAAUUCCUGAAAACAAUUCCCUGGGCUCCCUGAUUAUCACCGUCUCAGCGACAGAUUUAGAUGCAGGAUCCUUUGGGGAGGUAUCUUAUGCCCUAUUUCAGGGAGAUGACAUUAAUCAACCCUUCGAAAUAAACGUAAUUACAGGAGAAAUUCGACUGAGAAAGACUUUGGAUUUUGAGGAAUUUCAAUCAUAUCACGUGGAUAUUGAGGCUACAGAUGGCGGGGGACUAUCAGGAAAAUGCUCUUUAAUCAUCAAGGUUCUGGACGUAAAUGACAACACUCCUCAACUGACCAUGUCCUCACUCAUCAGUCCCUUCCCCGAAAACCUGCCAGAGGUCAUAGUAGCAGUUUUCAGUGUGUCAGAUGCAGAUUCUGGGCAAAAUCAACAGGUUAUUUGUUCUAUAGAUGAUAAUCUCCCCUUUCUUCUAAGACCAUCAGUCGAAAAUUUCUACACCUUGGUAACUGAAGGAGCGCUGGACAGAGAGAGCCAGGCCGAGUACAACAUCACCAUCACCGUCACCGACCUGGGGACCCCCAGGCUGAAAACCCAGCACAACAUAACGGUGACGGUGUCCGACGUCAACGACAACGCCCCGGCCUUCAUUUUGUAUACUGAACUUGUACCUUUAAGGAAGAUGAAUAUAGAUAUAGAUAUAACGAUGGAGACAACGCUACCCAAAGCGCAGCAGAGAAGGCAAGUGACCGCUAUUAUUAUCCUAAUAAUGUUAAUACGGUGGGAAGUGGGCAGUACGACCAUUAAGUAUUCGGUUCUAGAAGAGAGGGAAAGCGGCUCCUUUGUGGCCAACCUCGCGAAAGAUCUGGGGCUUGGCUUGGGGGAGCUGGCCGCGCGGGGUGCUCGAAUUCUUUCCAAAGGGAAUCAACAGUAUUUGCAGCUCGAGCAGAAGAGUGGGAAUUUGCUCCUAAAAGAAAAAUUGGACCGGGAAGAGUUGUGCGGUGACACAGAUCCAUGUAUACUGCAUUUCCAGGUCUUAUUAAAAAGCCCAGUGCAGUUUAUUAAAGGUGAACUACAGCUACGAGACAUAAAUGACCAUGCCCCAGAAUUCUUGGAAAAUGAAAUCCUCCUGAAAAUCUCAGAAAGCAGCCGUCCGGGGACUGCAUUUCCUUUGAAAAUAGCUCAAGAUUUAGACGUGGGCAGUAACACAGUUCAGAACUACACUAUUGGCAACAACUCCCAUUUCCACCUUUUCACUCGAAAUCACAGCGAUGGCAGGAGAUACCCUGAGCUGGUGCUGGACAAAGCGCUGGACCGGGAGGAGGAGUCAGAGCUCAGGUUAACGCUCAUGGCCAUGGAUGGUGGGUCACCGCCUAGGACUGGGACUUCUCAGGUUCUCAUCGUAGUCUUGGACAUAAAUGAUAAUGCUCCUGAAUUUGCUCAGCUCCUCUAUGAGGUGCAAAUCCCAGAGAACAGCCCUAUAGGGUCCCUUGUCAUCACUGUGACUGCUAGAGAUUUAGAUGCUGGGACCCUUGGAGAGCUCUCCUACUCAUUUUUCCAAUCCUCAAAUCAAGUGAUUCAGGCCUUUGAAAUAAACGCAGUCACAGGGGAAAUUCGAUUAAAAAAAAUGUUAGAUUUUGAGGAAAUUCAAUCUUAUCGUAUGGAUAUUGAGGCUUCAGAUGGCGGGGGACUAUCAGGAAAAUGCUCUAUAGCCAUAGAAGUGAUGGAUGUAAACGACAACACGCCCGAACUGACUAUGUCAGUAUUCACCAGUGAUAUCCCAGAAAAUACCCCUGAUACAGUGGUCGCUAUUUUUGGAAUUUCAGAUCCAGACUCCGGGGAAAAUGGCAAAAUGAUGUGUUCCAUCCAAGACCAUCUCCCCUUCCUUUUGAAACUUACUGUAGAAAAUUUCUACACCUUGGUAACUGAAGGAGCGCUGGACAGAGAGAGCCAGGCCGAGUACAACAUCACCAUCACCGGCCCGUUUCCGGGCCACCUGGUGGACGUCAGCGGCGCGGGGACCCUGUCCCACAGCUACCAGUACGAGGUGUGUCUGAGGGGAGACUCGGGGACCAAUGAAUUCAAAUUCCUCAAGCCAAUUCUCCCCAGUUUCGUGGGUGAAGGGGCUGGUAGGGGCACCGAGGAAAACUCUCACUUUAAAAGAAAUCAUUUUGGGUUCAGUUAG